Molecule: messenger RNA, 1254 nt
Organism: Trichoderma breve
Lineage: Eukaryota; Fungi; Ascomycota; Sordariomycetes; Hypocreales; Hypocreaceae
Exons: 1
Coding region: 1-1254 (417 amino acids)
Source: RefSeq, a predicted model, not a curated record
AUGAUCGGCUCUCUGGCAUGUCCUUACCCGCUCAAGAGCAUCACUGACGCCGAGCUACAGAAGCUCGCCCAAGCACUCUGGAACUGGAACAUUUGCGAGGCGUGUCAGAAUGUCGAGACCUGUACAAACUCGGGAUGCUCAUGGAGGCGCUCAGCUCGGUUAGAGCGCUUCUUUGACUUUUACAAAUAUGUCACGUCGUCCUAUGUCCCAGAUUUGCUGCCUGCCAGCACCCCGGCGUUACGCAACCAUGAAGACGUUUUCGAUAUCAUCAGGUUACUCCAGGCUCAUCCCGAUACGAAGCGCUUAGAGUUGACGCAUGAAUACUUCUCUAAGCGGGAUAAACCACCUCCGCCCAGUGAUCAGCAUUGGGCAUUCAACCUUGCCGUACAAGUCAUGUCCAUGGUCAAAUGUUCAGCCGAAAAUCAACCCUCCAGUCUGCUAGAACUCGGCACCCAGGCAACCCAGUGGCAUUUUGAUGAGUCGCUGGCUGAAUUCCUAUCAAGAGCGUUUCCGCAAAAGGAUACAGGCAAUCUCCAUAUUCACGAUGACUCGGGCGAGAUUAGAGAUAUAAAAUCGACCUUAACAGCCAGACGUCUGAAGAAGGUUGCAGGGCUGAGGUUUCAAGGGACUGAUGACCUGCGAAAUCAUCUGAGGAUGGACGUCAAAAGGGGAGUUGUGGAGAUUUACCAUUACACAAGCGUUUUAAGAGAGCAUUUGGCGGCGCCGCAGAAGUUGCACGAUUCUUUAGUCUUUGAGGACUCCAUCUCGGUAUAUGAUACGGGUUUUGACGAAGCCUGUAACCCUCAAAAGACAGGUACUAAUUGCCUCAAUCUCAGAGGAAAUAUUCCUAGACAGAUCGCCCUCGAAGCUCUGGACUCAAUACAAAAGAUCCUCUUUCCCUUUGACUCAGAUUCAGAGCAGAUUCUUUAUGACCUGGUAUCCAAAGAAUCCUUCGACCCCGAUUGUCUGCGAUAUGAUUCGGCCGUGUAUCGAAGGGAAGGUGAAGAAGCUGCAUCUUACAACUACUUCGGCGGGCGACUCGUGGACCUAUUCAAGGAGCUGGAGGAUCCUAGCCCCCGCGGCAUCCUGGAGAAAUGGCUUCAGCGCAAAAGCGGCGCUAGGUAUAUGAUGAUGGCGACGCUCGUUGGCGUUAUUAUAGCGAUUAUUCUGGGUGUUCUCGGCUUGGCUGUUGGGGUAUUCCAGGCUUGGGUGUCGUACGAAGCUUGGAAACAUCCUGUGAGUUCUGGGAACUAA